CGAAGCUGGUUCCGUAUUCGUCGUUUACCAAAGCUUUUAUCUCUUUGACAUAAGAAAGUUUACUUCAUUUUCCCCCACUGCUCACCUCCAGCGCCGGCAGCACGAUGGCAGCGGCGGCCCCGAACCCGGAGGACUCGGCCAGGAGCAGCGGUACCGGCGGCACCGGCGGCACCAGCACACCCAGCGCCCUUGCCGGAGACGGGGACGCCGAGGAGUCCGAGGACUUCACCUCCUCCUCCCACUGCUCAGAGCUGUCUCGGCGGCAGAACGAGCAGCGGAAGCAGGGCUUGUUCUGCGACGUGACGCUGGCCUUCAGCAGCGGGGCGGCUAGCGGGAGCGUGCAGAGCUGCGAGCUUUCAGCCCACAGGUCCGUCCUGGCUGCGGCCACCGAUUAUUUCACCCCCCUGCUGGGAGGACAGUUCUCCGAGUCCCUGUCCGGACGUGUAGAGAUGAAGGAAUGGAGCUCAGAGCUGGGGCCAGACUCGGAUACGGUGCAGAGUGUCAUCCAGUACAUGUACACAGGGGAAAUACGCGUUAGCACCUGCAAUGUACAUGAAGUAUUGGAGCUAGCUGACAGGUUCCUCUUGCUGCAGCUGAAGGACUUCUGUGGGGAGUUCCUCAAGAAGAAGCUGAGCCUGACCAACUGCGUGGCGGUGCACAGUCUAGCCCACAUGUACACCUUGGACCAGCUGGCUCUACGGGCUGCAGACAUGAUCCGUCGCAACUUCCACAAGGUCAUCCAGGAUGACGAGUUCUACACGCUGCCCUUUCACCUGGUUCGUGACUGGCUGUCGGAUGCAGAGAUCACAGUGGAUUCUGAGGAGGUGCUUUUUGAGGCUGUGGUGAAGUGGGUGCAGAAGAACCCAGAGGACCGCAGCCGCUACUUUGAGGAGCUGUUCCGUCUCCUGAGGCUGCCUCAAAUCAAGCCCACCUAUCUGACCAGGGUGGUGAAAACUGAGCUGCUGGUGUCCAGCAAUGAGGCCUGCCUACGGCUGGUGUCAGAGGCCGUGGAGGGUCACGCUAUUCGCUUUGAGAACCUCAAGUCAACGGAUAUGGAGUUCUGGUCUUCCCACAUGGCCUCCUUUCAGCCUCGCUUUGGCCAGAAUAUGGAUGUAAUCAUGGUGGUAGGCGGUGUGUCAGAAGGAGGGGACUACCUGAGUGAGUGUGUGGGCUACUUCAUUUAUGAGGACCGUUGGGUCAACCUGCCUCACAUCCACAACCACCUGGACGGCCACGCCAUCGCCGCCACAGAGUCCCACGUCUACGUAGCUGGUUCUAUGGAGCCUGGCUUCGCUAAGACCGUAGAGCGGUACAAUCCUAAUCGCAACACCUGGGAGCAGGUGAGCAACCUGACCACACGCAAGCACUCAUUUGGCCUCACCUGUAUAAAAGAUAUACUGUACAGCAUCGGUGGCCAUGGUAACUUCAGUCCAGGUUUCAAAGACGUCAGUAUAUACGAGCCAGAGCAGGACAAGUGGCACAAUCUGGAAUCAGCUCCCAAAAUCCUGCGGGAUGUGAAGGCAGUGAGUGUGGAGGACCGCUAUGUGUACAUCACGGCACGCACACCUGUCGAUACGGAUAAUGAGGAUGGACUAAAGACGGUGACCACGCGCUAUGACACAGAGAGCCGCCAGUGGCAAGACGUUGACUCCUUGCCACUUAUUGACAACUAUUGCAUCUUCCAGAUGGCUGUGGCUUCUACUAACUUCUACCACACGGCCUCUUGCUGCCCCAAGAGCUACACAGUGCGGGAUGAGGUUGCCAAGCAAAAGAUCAGUGGGCACAUCUCUGAUGAGAUCCUGGAGAGCCUGCCACCAGAGGUCACCAGCAUCGAGGGUGCUGCCAUCUGCCACUUCGAUGAGGACGUCUUCAUCAUCGGAGGCUGGAAGAACAGUGACGAUGUGGACAAGCAGUACCGCAAGGAGGCUUACCGCUACUGUGCAGAGAGGAAACGCUGGAUGCUGCUGCCGCCCAUGCCUCAGCCUCGCUGCCGAGCCACCGCCUGCCAUGUUCGUAUCCCCUACCGCUUCCUGUACGGCUGCCAGCGCUACCCCAUGCCCCAGAACCUGGCCCGCCAGCGAGACCGCAUGCAGCAGAUGCAGCAGCUUCACCGGCGCACGCUCACCUUACGCCGACAGCUCCAGUCGCAGAUAGAGUGCUGAGCAAGUCGGCGAAUGCUUAAUUAAAAAAAAACGACAUGAUUUAUCGGAGGAUACACUGCAAACAUUAUCUCCAUUAAAGCCAUCUUCAUUGACUCCCUCUCAUUCAUAACAUCCUGCAGUGGGUCUUGUUUGGCUAUCAUACUGGAUUACAUUAAACUGAACUCGUGCCAUCAGCUCCCAUGCUGUGUUGUGUUAAUGGCUGCUUUGUGGAAAGCCAUGAAGUGUUUAGACAGAUGUCUGGUGGUCUGUGAGGAGGAACAAGAGGAAUGUAAACAUGUGAAUAAGAGUGUUAUAUACUAUAGCAGCCAACAACUGAAAAUCCCUUUGUCAAUGUUGGCAUAGAUGCCGUUUAUCUGUUUGUACAUACAUAGGAUAAAGCUGUAUAUGUAAACAUUUAUAUGGAUAUUUUACAUUCCUUAAUUGUAUGCCUGUACUAGGUAGGCUAUGUGACAUUACCAAUAACUGCAUUCCUACAUUCAAUCCAACUCGCUUAAUGAAGUCUCAUUCCAUUUUAACACUGUGACAAUCUCCUCAUGCAAGUAGAACAUCUGUCCAAAUGUCUUAAAUCUAACUUGUACAUCAUUACUGCUUUAUUAGAACUGCUCUGCUUGUUAAAGUGCAGCCUCAACAAUUACAUGUUAAUUCCUUAAGAAAGGCUGUCAAAAUCCCAUAGACUAGUUUACUUUUAGAUUACAGUUUCCCUUCAACGUUUGUACUGAGUGUAUCUAAUAUAAAUUAAUUUGUGUUGCUCAUCUAAUAUUUGAAAACUAGUAAUUUAUCUCAUGGUUUCUGAGGUGGGGAAAUUAUGAGAAAACUGUGAUGUUGAAAAGAUGUGAUAAGAUUGAAUGAAACAAAUCCCUUGAUUUAUCUUAACGUUUAAACAAAUAUAUAUUUAGCCACUGCA
This is a messenger RNA of Trematomus bernacchii (emerald rockcod), 3066 nucleotides long. Its product is annotated as kelch-like protein 11. NCBI's taxonomy places the organism in Eukaryota, Metazoa, Chordata, Actinopteri, Perciformes, Nototheniidae. The transcript has 3 exons. The record is from RefSeq and is a predicted model, not a curated record. Gene Ontology annotation, molecular function: protein binding. Bases 105 to 2162 code for a protein of 685 amino acids.